This is a messenger RNA of Cinclus cinclus, 3428 nucleotides long. RefSeq names its product nuclear receptor coactivator 4 (gene NCOA4). Gene Ontology annotation, biological process: intracellular iron ion homeostasis; response to hormone. The transcript has 9 exons. The record is from RefSeq and is a predicted model, not a curated record. Lineage: Eukaryota; Metazoa; Chordata; Aves; Passeriformes; Cinclidae. Bases 14 to 1819 code for a protein of 601 amino acids. Gene Ontology annotation, molecular function: transcription coactivator activity.
GAACACUUCAAGAAUGAGUCCACCACAAGACAGAAAUAGAAAUUCCUGCAGCAGUGAGACUCUGGCAAAGUGCCUUCAAGCAAAGAAGGACUUGGAAACAGCUAUAUCUGGAAUUGUCAAAGCUGAACAGCAGAUUAAAGAAAACUGGCGGGAGGUCAAGGCCAAGAUCCACAGCCACAUCAGCCGGCAGCUGGAAUGCCUGCGCAGCCGUGAGGUGUGGCUCUUCGAGCAGGUGGAUCUCAUCCAGCAGCUCAAGGAGGAGGCCUUGCAGCAGCAGGCACAGCAGCUCUACUGGUACUUGGGACAGUUCACUUGCCUUAUUCAUCAGCUGGAACGUUCCUACACUAACGAACUGGCAAACCAGAUUUCAAUUUGCCUGGAGAGACUGGGAAGUCUUACACUUAAACCUGAAGAGUCUUCCAUCCUGAAUUUUGAGGCUGACACAUCUUACCUUCGCCAAGCUAUUACCUCAUUUGGUUGCAUUAAAACGAUGCAAACCUCAGAGAGAGAGAAUGCUUCUCCCUGGUUCCCAGGCCAGAAUUGUGCCCUAAUGAACUGUGAGCAGCAGCAGGCGCUGUGCGGGACAGCGAGUGCCUCGCUGGCUGACUGGCUACUCGGAAGCAGGCCUGUGGGGGUGCACCAGGCUCCCUAUGUCCCCAGCACCAAUCUUGAGGAAUGGAUUACCCAAAAGUGUGUGUUAGAGCCCAGCCAGGAUUUGAAUUCUUCCAAAGUCUGCAAUUUUGAGCAAGCCUGGGGAAAUCUGAAGGAUUUGGAGAACUGGCUCCUGCACAAUCAGCAGCGUGAUGUUGCUGGGAAGACACAUUCCCCUGGUCGCAAGGACUCCACCUCUACUGUCAACUCAUCCUUUUCCACUGUCGACAAGGUGGAGGAAUUAGAAUCCCUUGGACAAGAAGAGAUGGACCUUUCUGACUGGCUGCUUGCUCCUGACACAGAAAAUGGAAGUAUUGCUUCAGAUGAAAAAUGGAAGAAUGAAUUUAAACCUUUUAGGGAAGAAUGCAAUUUGAAUGAUUGGCUCCUCAAAGCUGAAACAUGUACCAGUUGUCGUGGCAGCCAGAGCAGAAGUGUGGAAAUUGAGAACCUGGGAAAUCUGAAGUGCCUGAAUGAGCAUCUUGAUGGAAAGAAAUCACCUGCUACAUCUACUGUAAAUGCUUGGCUUUUUCAGCAUCCUCAGGCCCCCUUUAAAGUGGAAGAUGUGUGCAAAGCUAAUGAUCUGUGUGCCAGCUUUUCAGAAUGUGUGUGUGAUGAAAACUGUGGAAAAGAGGCUCUUUGCAAAUGGCUUCUGAAGAAAGACGGGAAAGACAAAAAUGGAGUUCCGGUCAGCCAGAGAGAUGUACCAGACCCUGAGCAUGAUAAGACCAAGUUUGCUGCCAGUUCCUGGCUUAGCCCUACACAGCAGCUCCCAGGGGAACCCCUGAGUGCAGAGAAAGCAGAUUAUUCAGCAGAGAUCGCAGAACCCUGGAAAGCAUUGCUCGAGAGGCCUCUGACAAGCUGGCUGGCCAAGGCUGAGCACAAAGCAGAAAGCACAGAAGAAAAGGAGUGUCAGGAAAAAGCAGACAAGAGUUUCAAGAGUCCUUUCCUAGACCUCUUGGCUCCAUUCCACCUCCCCUUAAAUGUAAACAGUUGGGUGUUGUCUUCAAAUGACCUAGAAAAUGCAAACCCAUCUCCAGUGGAAGAUAAAUGGCUUCUGCGCAAGAAAGCACAAGACUUUGGCCUUCCUACAGUUUGCGACCUUUUUGCCUGUAUGAAACUCGGUGGAGAUAAUGAGAAAUGGCUGUACCGGUCUCCUUUACAGAUGUGAAGAACUGGCCGUGUGGAAAUCAUCCUCUUCCUGCUAUCAGUUGCACAUCACACUGAGUGACUGCAGCCAGCUGAGUGCUUGUGUUUUGUGUUUGGCCGUCUGCUUUCUCUUCUACAAUUGUAACAAAAAGAAAGAUUCCUUAUCUAACAGAGUUAUGGUGCAGAAGAUCCCUUUCUGUUGUCAUUAAUUCUGAAAUGUAAACCUACUGACCAUAAGCAAUCCGAUGUUUUAGAAAUGUUAGCAAAUUUGUAUCUGUUAUUGGAAUACAAGGAUCUUUAAUGGGUUGUCACUUGAAGUAUGUUGAAGCCAGUGCAGGUAUAAAGCAGAAUCUUCCUGGUGCUGUGGAAUGUAGGAACAAUAAACCACCUUUGACAGUGACUUCCCAAGUGCUGCUGUUCCUUUCAGCUGCUACAGUUUUUUCAUGCAUUGGGUUCCAGCUUACUUAGGCUGUACUUGCAAGCAAUUUGUUUUAUGGAGGAGUUGCUCACUCUGGAGGUUUCAUUUGCAUCUUGUGUUGAUGCAUUUCCCAGCUAAGUCUGUGAAAUAUAAACAUAGAAAAAUACAAGGAUUUUUGGGACCUAACACAUGACUGGAGAAUUGCUAACAUACUUCUAAAUCAAAACUCUUCUUGUGAAUUUUGAGCCUUUCAGAAAACAGGGUAAGGUGCUAUUUUUCAUGCACCAGUAGAUCAGACCCUACUGUGUCCCCAGCAUUUACAAAUGAUUUGAAUGCCACUGAAAAAGCUGUAAAAUUAAAUGGGUGUUUCUGUUAUCUCUAGAUAAUUCAUAAUGAAUUUUUAUCAACUAAACCACUGGAAAGCAGGCAUCUUAGCCACAUAGUAUUUAAAGGUAAUAGUUGGGGAAUCAGAUGCCUUUUGAAUCUGUAGGAAUGAGUGCAAAGACGUUCUGUGGAAACGUGGAUCAUGCCUGUCAGGCUCCAUGGAAAAACUGUGAAGUUCCAUAGCUUUUGGUGCAGCUUCUACUGACUUAACAAAUUGCUCUUAAUGACUGUGGAGAUAGGCCCCCCUUCUCCCCAUCCCUGCAGCCUGCCUGGGAAUAAAAGUGAUGUGAGUUCUUCACAACCCUGUAGAAAAUAAAUUAUUAUUAAGAUCUGACCUUGGUGUCACUUUGCAGUGUGAACACAUUCCUGUUUGACCAGUCCUGUGCAGUCAUUUAAAAGUAAGUUUUUAGUCUGAGAAGGGGAGACUGCAAAUCUGAAACCAGAUUUGAAACCUGAAAGGGCUUAACAUCAGCAAAACACUUGAGGCUUUUGUACUUUCAUAGCCAGGGCUUUCUGCUGGAGGCAGAGAGGUGUUUUAGGAGUUCACUUUCCCCUUCACAUGUGUCCUUGUUGCUGCAUGGGAAGACUGCACUGUGACUAACUCCAGUAACAGCCUGAUGUGAUUGUCAGUUGAACUUAAUGAAGGGGAUUGACGUGCAGCCCACCUCUUCCAAUGAAUUCCAUGUAGUCGUCAUUGUGUGCUACUUUGUCAUUAUGAGCCUUUAAAACUUGGGAGUAUGUAUUCCUUUACUCAACUGACUUGUCACUAAUGGAUAUUUAUGUAAAACAUUGAUUAGUCUUUUUCCAUUAAAAAAUAAUUGCAACCAAA